CUCGUGUGUGCCCACGUUUUCUGGAGUGUACGAUACGACAACGGCCAGCAAUUUCACGCGUCUAACCGAGUUCCAAUUUCUCUUGGCAAAGAUGUACUGAAAUUCUGCUAGGAGAAGCGUCUUCGACAAUCGGAUAUCGGCGAGAACACUCACCACCUUUCGGCCAUCACGAUGCCAGGAACGUGCUCGAUGACCGAUGCGGUCAGGAUCGUCGACAGUUAGUGAUGAGGAGGAGCGGCUUGUCGGCGUGCCGAUGGCUCAGGUCACCAGCAACAUGCCAGUUCUCCAACCCAGACCAGAUCCGGCUCCUCUUCGAGCACUUCUAAUCGGUGUUUUCCUUCUCCUCAUCCUGCCACGGUGUCACUGUUUCGACUUAGGACAAUGUACCGCAGCACUGGGUAUGGAGAAUGGCGAAAUCCCCGAUGAAGAUAUAUCGGCCAGUUCUAUGUACGAUCCUAGCCUUGGCCCGAAGCAUGCCAGGCUGAGACAAGACAAGGGUGGCGGUGCCUGGUGCCCGAAAAAUAUGGUCACGAAAGAGGGCAAAGAGUACCUUGAGGUGAAUCUACACAACCCUCGUAUACUGACGUCCACCAAGACCCAGGGAAGAUUCGGUAACGGUCACGGGGUCGAGUACACCGAGGAGUACUUCGUCGAAUAUUGGCGACCAGGGUUCAACAAGUGGGUGCGAUGGAGAAAUCGACGUGGCAUGGAGCUUUUGGCGGGUAAUAAUAAUCCAUACUCGGAGAAGGAACAAGUUUUUGAUCCGGCCAUCGUGGCUACGAAGAUCCGUUUCAUCCCUUACACUUCCCAUAUGCGUAUGGUGUGCAUAAGGGUGGAGCUUUAUGGAUGCCUAUGGACCGAGGGCCUGGUGUCGUACUCGAUGCCCCAAGGAAUUAAAAGGGGCUCGGAGGUUGACCUUUCCGACAGGACGUACGACGGUAAGGAAGAAGGAGGUUACCUCUCCGGAGGACUCGGUCAACUUGUCGACGGGCAAAAGGGUCCUGACAACUUCAGAUUGGACGUGAGCGGUAACGGGAAAGGUUACGAAUGGGUCGGCUGGAGAAACGACACACCCAGCAUGCUAGGACGUCCUGUGGAAAUCACGUUCGAGUUUGAUUACUCAAGAAAUUUCACUGCCAUUCACUUGCAUAUGAACAAUUUCUUCACAAAGGAUGUGCAGGUCUUUUCUUACGCGAAAGUCUAUCUCGGAGCCGGUGCAAACCAAUUCAAUGGCGAACCUGUUCAUUUCUCCUACAUACCAGAUCUGGUGCUGGAACAGGCGCGUGACGUUACCAUAAAGCUUCAUUCACGUGCUGGCCGCUUUCUGAAGCUCCAGUUGUAUUUUGCCGCACGUUGGAUCAUGCUCAGCGAGGUAAUCUUCGAAUCAGUGAUCUCGGAAUGGAACAACACCGAGGAUGAAGAGGCGAGGAACAAGAGUGCCAUUGUAUCAGCUACCGGCAGUCCCUAUCAGAAUAACGAGGGUCCGCUACAGAGGGAUGAAGUGAAGGCCACUUUUAAUAAGGAGGAAAACAACGAUAAUGCCCUUCCAGAUAAGAGCAAGGAGCCCGAAUCAAAGCAAUUCGUCGGUCUGGUAAUCGGGAUCCUAACAACGGUGAUCGUAAUGCUAUUGGCGGCAAUCAUGUUCAUUUUCUACCGAAAUCGAAGGCUGAAGGCUGCCCUCGCACCAUCCACGUUCUACGAUCAACACGGUGAUUUAAAGGUCUCCGUGCAGGAGGAGGGCGAGGACAAGGGACCAAUUUGCCCUCCACUUCCGGCGCAGUACCACCCCGCCGCCUACACCACGACGACACCGCAACUACACAAAACUAUCACGGAUUACAGUGGGAUCACCGAGGUGCAGCCGGUUAUUCCGCUGUUGCUGAACACGGCGAUCAAUCUUACCAGACCGAUUCCGCCGGUUCAAGAAUAUCCAUCUAAUCCACCGCCUAUACCACCGCCGCCGGAAAAGUAUUACGCCAGCACGGAGAUCUGUAAGAAUUCUUUGCCACCGUUGCCGCCAUCUCCAACGCCGAGCACGCCGCCGCCAAUGAGCGCGAAAGCCUCCAGCAGCAUGACAAGCUACAGUCCCGAGGAUAUGCUUACGGAGGAGGAGGACGAGGUGCCCGAGUGCAUCUUAGACUUCCCCCGGGAGAAACUGAACAUCGUUGAAAACCUCGGUUGCGGAUACUUCGGCGACGUUCACGUUUGCGAGAUCGACAGGUUUCCUGGUUACGAUGAAGUUUUCCGGAACACCAGCAGCGAUCUCGUGAUCGUUAAGUCCUUGAGACCUGGCUCUUCGGAUGCGCUUAGGAUAGAGUUUCAACAGGAAGCAAAAAGAGUGGCUCGACUAGCCGAUCGGAAUGUUGCGCGGCUACUGGGCGCGAGCCUCGAAGACGACCCCAUGUGCAUCGUAUUGGAAAACGGCGAGUACGGGGAUUUGAAUCAAUACCUGCAGAGUCACAUCGCUGAAACAUCCACUGUACACACGGCUAAGACCCUCAGUUUCGGCACGUUGGUUUACAUGGCCACGCAAAUAGCAUCCGGCAUGAAACACCUCGAGGAAAUGGACUUCGUGCAUCGGGAUCUCGCCACAAGAAACUGCUUGGUGAGCCGUGGGUAUACGGUGAAAGUGUCGGAUCUGGGCUCCGGAAGGAAUGCCUACGCGGCUGACUACUUCCGGGUCGAGGGUCGACCUCCGCUGCCAAUUCGCUGGAUGGCCUGGGAAUCCAUGCUGAUGGGAAGACACACGACGAAAAGCGACGUUUGGUCCUUCGCCGUGACUCUAUGGGAGAUUUUAACAUUCGCAAGGGAACAACCAUUCGAGGAACUACCCGACCAUCGCAUAGUUGAGAACGCUACCUAUUUUUACCAAGAGGACGAUAGAAGGAUUAUUCUACCGUUGCCGAAGAACUGUCCCAAAGACAUCUACGAGCUGAUGCGGGAGUGUUGGCACAGAAAUGACGUGGAUCGUCCGAAUUUCCGUGAGAUUCACAUGUUCCUUCAACGAAAAAAUCUCGGCUAUAAACACGCGGACACGAACGACACUUGAUACAGAGAACUAGAAGGCUGGAAUUUAAUCCGGCUUUCUAUGAUCGGCGAAUUGAAUGGAAACUGGUGGAACUGCCCUUCGACGACCAAGCUGCACCAGGUCAGACCAAGUUAGUACCAGGACGAUCCAUCGGAUUCGAAAUCAUCCGCAUCGAAGGUAAAUCAUUGAUCAGCUGAUCAAAUCGUUCUUCGCAUAAUUUCAUUUAUAAUUCAAACAACCAUGAAUCAUAGAAACGCUACAUCAAUGUUCGUAACUAAUUAAUUUAUCAUCGACGUGCUCAUUAACGUAAUGAUCGAAUUCCUUUGGAGAUUUAAGUGUUCUUGAUAUACAUACGUACAAGAGUCGACUGUUUUCACAGCGUUGAUCAGUAAAUGUAAUCAUUGCGAAUCCGCGACGGAAUGAACGCGAAACAAACGAACAAUUUCCGAAUCGUGGGAUUCGAAAUUGCAACGUUCCUAUCGUGGGCCAAUAGACAGGAAGCACGUUCGAUAGAUCGCGCUCACGCCGCUAUGAAAUUGAUACUGUCAGCAAACAAGCUUAUGAUACUCGCGUCACGUUCAGAAUACACGUGGCUUGAACUUGGAAAAUCGUGGAAGAUACAACAACGUUUUCAUCGUGGCGAUUCUUCUCGACGGUGAACGCGAUUCGUGUCAAAGAAUUGCCUUGAAACGAUAUUACAGAUCGUCCAGAUGACUAAUCGAAUUUAUCGACGAAUUUUCAUAUCCUCUUUGAAAGAAUUUUUCGACCCUACAUCCAGAUAAUCGAUAAGGUAUCCCAAAUAGUCAAUAUUUCAUUGCACAAUGGGGUGCACUUUUUUUGUACACUAAAUUCUGCAUUUCGAGGACAACAAAUUUUAUGUUGAAUCUUUUUUCCAUUUUCUCGAGAUUCUAUCGUAUUAUCUGUCCAAUUUAUUUCGAAGUGAUUGGAACCGUGAAGAACACGAUUUAUGAUUUUCAUUUUAAUUAGCCAUCGUUGUCAAUGGGGAUACCGGAAGUUAUAUUAAAGUUGAACGCUGGAUGCGUCGCGAUGCAAAGUCUUGAACCAAUUGAUCGCGAAGAAGGAUAAAAAACAAGGGUGGGUAAAGAAAAAAAAAGGAGAAGUCUCCUCGAGCCAGUGGCUUGCAUUAAGUUUCCUGAAGCUACUAAUAAGCUUAAAAUGCGCUUAGCCGAAGUGCAUAAAUGUUUGACAAUACCACUAGAGGUUGCAAGUAUAAGAGUUCGUACAUAUAUAUAUAUAUAUAUAUACAAAUUAUAUAUAGCGUGUAAAGAAAUGUUAACGGUGAUUAACCGAUAGCGUAAAUUUAUUAGAGACCACGUUCUUAAGGCUUGCAUUAAAACCUCCUUUGGCUCGCAGUUCGAUAGAUCGAUUGGUGGAAAACCUUGGUCGAUGGAUCUUGUGGAUCGAGUUCGACCAAACCACCGGUCGAUUGUAUCGCGAUUCUCCGAACAAGGGAUGGAAAUAAGGGAUGAGGGAAGCUCGUGUGACCUGAAGUUACGUUUAUAGGAGAGAAUAGAACACGGUCCAUUUACCCGAUGAAUAUUCUUGUUUGCCUUUUUUUUUCGACAGGAAUUUUUGAUCUCUAUUCUCCACUUAGUGAGCGAUGGUCUGUGGACGGUUUUUGUUUAAAUAAUUGAACAUCGGGGGUUGGUUGCCAUCGGCGUUAUUUGCAGGCUUUGAUAAAAUAUUAGAUACAUCAACUGCGCAAACGAAGAUGGAACCAUUUUGUUUUUGGAAAAAUUCAUUUUGAAAAUAUUUAAAUUCUUAAUAUUGGAGAUAUAAUAAUUAAUUGAAAUUUUUUAAAAUAUUCUUAUGCUAUUCUUAUUAAUUAUGGAACAGCCAGGGUGUCUGAUCAAUAGCGGACUUGUUCCACUUGUUUCACUUGUUUAUUUGUGUCUGUAACACAACAGCGUUUUUUUGCCCAUAGAUUUUUUUAUCGAGCGAUGAGGAGAAAAAUGUAGCUUAAUAAAAAAGGAAAAACAGGAUAAUCGAUAAUCUGAAGCUGUAGUAGGAGUUUAUUGGGUACGGGACCGUGGUCAGCGAGGAACAAUGAAAAAUUUAUGAUUGUUAGAAUGAAUGGAUAAACGAUGAUAAUAAAAAAGAUGAGAAAGGUAAAACGAUGGCGCUAGAUGUUAGAUCGCACGAUAAAUCGAUGCGUUGUUCUGAGAUUUGAAAUGUUACAUGUAAAUUGCAAUGUAAAUUACUGGAAGAAGUUCUACGAAAAAAAAUAGCAUUCUUUAAUUUAUUUCCAUUUAUCGUAUUAAAUAUCAACUUCGAUUAGCAUACAUUAUAAAAGUUUCCAAAUAUAAUUUUUCCAAUAAUCCUAUUUUCGAUACGUAUAAAAAGAAAUCUAAAAUUACAGAAUCCAUUGAGUUCAUAAAAUAUUCAUGAUCAAUGACAGUAAUUCUUUCGUAGAACUACUUUUGGUCGCGAGCUGAGAAAUUGAAUCGAGAGGUUUCAUUUUGCAUAUGAAAAGUCUAUGAUAUUGUCUAUGACAUGACGUUGGUAAUUUAAUAUAUGAUAUUAAAGUUAAGAGCGACUUACGAUAAGAAAUACUGCCACUCUAUUAGGAAAACCUCUAUUAUAUCAAGCAACAGAACUUCUUUGUAUCCCUUUCCCUUCGACACGACGACAGGACGAUAAAACUCGCGUUAAUUUGAUAGCGUAAUCGAGGUGAGCAUUGAGAAUCCCAUGGUAACAAUAAACAGGAACAAUAAAGAGAAGAAGAAAAAAGAAGAAGAAGGGUAGAUGGUGAAAAGAAAUCAAGAUCGAUCGCACAAAAGUCGACCAGUCGUCCGAGCUUAACGAGAUGGAUCGAUGGGAAAUUUUAAUCGACUUCGUGGAUCGUCUUCUGUGCGAUCGAAAUGCGCGCACAGUCCUUCCUACAAAUUGAAUAAAAAAAAAAAAGAAAAAGAUAAAAUUAAAUUCAAACGAAUGAAUUUUCAAGAAACACUUCUCUUCUGUGUACCGGUUCGAUCAUCUUUCGCAAUUAAUUUCUCGUUUAUUCGAAUUUAUUUGAAUUCGUGAAUGCUUCUCGUUCAAUUUAUGGGACGUGGAAAAAGUGGUCUCCUUUCGAGCGAUUAAUUAUCGGAAUUGAAAUUAUCGACCGUGCGGCGAAAGCGGAUUUGUUAAUUAAGAAUCGUUGUAUUUCAGUCACUCACAUAUCGUUCGUUCUUAUCGACGUUGUGACACAUAUCUGAACAUAUCGUUACUUGUCAAUGGUAUAAGAAUAAUGAUACGCUAAAUUUAUUAAAAAUAGGAUUGUUUCCUCCUGAAAACUUUCAGCAAUUUUUCCAUUGCUAUUCAGUACUGAUUUCUUUAGGUUUUUAUAAAAUUUUAGUAGGUGUU
Messenger RNA from Osmia bicornis bicornis, 6394 nucleotides. RefSeq names its product discoidin domain-containing receptor 2-like (gene Ddr). Gene Ontology annotation, cellular component: signaling receptor complex. Lineage: Eukaryota; Metazoa; Arthropoda; Insecta; Hymenoptera; Megachilidae. The coding region runs from base 197 to 3049 and encodes 950 amino acids. The record is from RefSeq and is a predicted model, not a curated record. The transcript has 19 exons. Gene Ontology annotation, biological process: cell surface receptor protein tyrosine kinase signaling pathway; multicellular organism development; protein phosphorylation. Gene Ontology annotation, molecular function: ATP binding; protein tyrosine kinase collagen receptor activity; collagen binding.